AAAUAGAAUGCCACUAUAGGUUUUUAAUUUUUGUAAUUUAUUUCAGCCCGAGUAUUUCGCGGUGUAUUAACAACACGACACUUCGUACUAUCGGUUUUUGUGCAAUACGAAAAGUGACUUUCAAUUAAAAGUUAACCAAAAUUCGUUAUUCAAAUCAAAUUGCCAUUUCUUUUCAUCUAACCUGUGAUUAUUGUCUUUCCUAGGUCUAACCUUUCUAUGGUUUUAUUAACUAGUGAACAUUUAACAACUAUGAAUACUACAUACCAAGAUAAAAUUACACAAAGUCUGGAAAACAGCAGGAAUUGCCUACGUCGUAUUGCACGAAACGAUGAUACAGAGAGUUCACCGCACAGCAUCAUGAAUGUCAUUGAGAAAUUUGUCAAAACUGUCAAUGCCAUGGAUGAAACCAUCCUGGUACCUUGUCGGUUGAUGGACUUGAAAGUUGGCGACGACCAGGAUCCCACUUCUGAUAAACACAACACCAAGAACAAGAAACAUUCAGUGCAACAAACGCUGGAUUCAACAGAUCUGUUCGAAAUUUACAGCAUGCUCAAAAAUGUUAAAGAUGGGCUAUUAUGGGGAGGUCAGUCCCAACAAUCUCAAGACAUCAUUCAGGAUACUACUUUAGUACCACAAUUACCAAUGAAAGGCCAUAUUCGCCGACCAUCAACUGUAAGCGUAGCUUCGACAAAUUCGAGCACCUCCGCACUCAGUGAUUCUGAGUCAGAUGCCAGUGGUAACGAGAAUGACUCGGGCAUAGAAGAAGUGGUUCAAGAGGAAUGUCACACCGAAAGAAUAGCUCACGACUUCCAAAGGCAUUUAACUGGUUUGACCAGUUCACUCAGGCAGAUGACUGAAGCAGCUCAGUACCUGACUUGGCGUUAUCAGCAUGAUAUUGAUGGGCCAGUUUAAUUAUUAUUGUAAAUGGUUUUAGGGCAAUAAAUACCAACCUAGAUGGUGUACAUAGCUGGGAAAAAGUGGAAUCUAAGUAGCUAGUAAAUCUUGUUGUUAAAGAGAUCUUUCAUGAAAGAUCGCACUCUAUUUAUUGUUUUGUUGGCUUUUUUCCAAAUAUGUGCUGGUGCUUGUGGCUGUAUGAGUGAAUUAUAGGAGUGGCUGUGCGAGUGUGAUGGCUAAAUCUGCAAAGUGAUAUCAUUUAGAUUAUCUAUUUUUGCUCAUUAUCUUUAUAUUAUAUUUUUAUUUAUUUUAGUGAGAUUUAGAUAGAUUGUAAUCUUUAUUUAUAAAUAAAUUUAUUUAAACUAAAAUAAUA
This is a messenger RNA of Ceutorhynchus assimilis (cabbage seed weevil), 1267 nucleotides long. Lineage: Eukaryota; Metazoa; Arthropoda; Insecta; Coleoptera; Curculionidae. The record is from the annotation of a GenBank genome assembly.